UUAUCGAACAGUAUAUCUUCAAAAUGGCCACCCAAACCACAACGCUAACAGCAACCGACAGCCCCUCGCUGUUCCAGACAGCCCCCUUCAUCCCGGCCGAUGCCAUCUUCGCCCUAACGGCGCAGUACAACGCCGACAGUUUCCCCAAGAAGGUGAAUCUCGGCCAGGGUGCUUAUCGCGACGAGAACGCCCAGCCGUGGAUCCUCCCCUCCGUGCAGAAGGCUCGCGAGCUUCUCGCCAAAGAAAAUCUGAACCACGAAUACCUGCCGAUUCUGGGCCAUGCCGGGUUCCGGAAAGCCGCGCCACGGACAGCACUGGGUGUAGAUCUGUUUGGCCGAGUGGAGAGUAGAAUCGCCGCUUGUCAGAGUAUCUCAGGCACCGGAGCCCUCCAUCUGGCUGCUCUCCUGCUCAAAUACUGUCGCCAGCCCCUACCCAACGUCUACAUCCCUCAACCGACAUGGUCGAACCAUCACCAGGUCUUCGCGUCACUUGGAUUCAACUGCCACUCGUUCCAGUACUACGACGACGCCAAAAAGAGACUCGACAUCGACUCGUACCUCUCGGCCCUCAACGCCGCCGAACCCCACUCCGUGGUCAUCAUCCACGCCUGCGCCCAUAACCCGACGGGCUGCGAUCCCAGCCCCGAGCAGUGGAAGCAGAUCGGACGCAUCGUCAAGGAGAAACAGCUCUUCCCGCUCUUCGACGCCGCGUAUCUGGGCUUCAACUCGGGAAACCUGGACAACGAUGCCUUCGCUAUCAGGCACUUUGUCGAUGAGCUGCAGCUCGAAGUCGGCGUGUGCAUGUCCUUUGCGAAGAAUAUGGGUCUUUACGGAGAGCGAGUCGGCUGCGUCUUCGUCGUAACGCAGAACGACCAAACCGCCACGAACACGCAGUCCGUGCUUGAGAUGCUCCAGCGCUCGGAGGUCUCCAAUCCCCCGGCCUACGGGGCCAAGAUCGCAUCCACGAUUCUGAACGACGAGGGCCUUCGAAAGAUGUGGUAUGAGGAUUUGAUCACGAUGAGUUCGCGGAUCCGGGCCAUGCGAACGGCCUUGUAUGACCAUUUGAACCAAUCCGGAGCACCUGGCACCUGGGAUCAUUUGGUCCAGCAAUCGGGAAUGUUUGGGUUCUUGGGUCUGGAGCCCGAGAUUGUCAGAAGGCUGAGAGAGGAUUAUCAUAUUUACAUGGCUGGGAACUCGCGCAUCUCCAUUGCGGGGUUGAACCCGGGGAAUGUGCAGUAUGUGGCAGAGUCGAUUGCGGAGUGUCUGAAGACUGCGUCGUAGUUUUUGAAAUGAAGCUGCAGCAUAGAGAUGAAAUGC
Molecule: messenger RNA, 1316 nt
Organism: Aspergillus steynii IBT 23096
Lineage: Eukaryota; Fungi; Ascomycota; Eurotiomycetes; Eurotiales; Aspergillaceae
Product: aromatic-amino-acid aminotransferase
Exons: 5
Coding region: 24-1280 (418 amino acids)
Biological process (GO): L-aspartate biosynthetic process
Cellular component (GO): cytosol
Molecular function (GO): L-aspartate:2-oxoglutarate transaminase activity; pyridoxal phosphate binding
Source: RefSeq, a predicted model, not a curated record